Molecule: messenger RNA, 1143 nt
Organism: Rattus norvegicus (Norway rat)
Lineage: Eukaryota; Metazoa; Chordata; Mammalia; Rodentia; Muridae
Source: RefSeq, a predicted model, not a curated record
ACCAGGGAGACUCCAAGUUCAGGCAACAGCAUGGUUCUUUUCAGGUACCUCUUUAUCCUGCAAGUGGUACGGCUGGCACUAACUUACAACUUUUCUAACUGUAACUUCGAGAUGAUUUUGAGAAUAUAUCAUGCAACAAUUUUUCGUGACCUGCUUAAAGAUUUGAAUGGGAUCUUGUUCGACCAAAUCGAGGACUGUGACAGCAGGACAGCUUGUCUCCUGAAAAUCGACCACCAUACCUUCAAUCCUGUCCCUGGCUGCCCGUCACUCCCCGAGAAAGCGUUCGCUUUGAAAACGAAAGCGGCCCUCAUUAACUACUGCCCAGGCUACUCUGAAACUGAGAGAAAUGGUACUCUGGAAAUGACACGAGAAAUCAGAAACAUCUGCCUGAAUCAAACCUCACAAAUUCUAGGAUUGUGGCUUUCCUGCAUUCAAUCUUGAAGAAAAAAUUAGCUUUUGGAUUAUAUUAUGAAAAUAUAUAUCUUGUUUUUAGUAGAUAUAAUACUAAGGGUGUGACACUUAAAAGAACACUAAUGUUUAUUCUUUAAUUAUAGAAGGGAUUCUUAACUUAUUUUUGGCAUAUCGUUGUUUAGUGUAGGCGCUUUAAAUGGAAAAUGAGCAUUACCCCUUUAAUGGAAAUAACCGUGCUGUUAAUGAUUGGCUUCGGCUUCUGAGCAGUCUUUCUCACCUCACCUGAGACACUUUACUCUAGGGCAAACCUAACUGUAGUAGGAAGAAAAUCAAAAGUAGAAAAACAGUUGAAACCAAUGACAGGAUCUAUACUCCAUUUAAAAGGCAAGAAUUUUUGUACCUGUAAUGAUUCUUCUAACAUUCCUACGCUAAGAUUUUACUAAAGAAGAAAAUAACAGCAGAGGAAAGUGUUCAGGCAGUCACUGCCAUGAUGAAGCUGUCAGAAUCUGAGAGCUACUGCUGCAACUGAUCGUGUAGUAAAUCCAGCUGUAAAGGGGAUCUUAACCCACCACAGUGGGAUGCACAGGCAGAUCCCCAAGGGCAUUGUGCAGCUGUGAGAUAUAUAUUUAAAGUUGUAUAUAAUGAUUUUCUAAUUUAUUCCGUGAGCACCUUUGAAAAUAUACAUGUCGCUGUGUAACAAAUACACUUCUGAAUAAAGUAAUUCUCAAGUUC